Messenger RNA from Mercurialis annua (annual mercury), 3597 nucleotides. RefSeq names its product protein SEMI-ROLLED LEAF 2. The record is from RefSeq and is a predicted model, not a curated record. The transcript is spliced from 20 exons. The coding region runs from base 260 to 3226 and encodes 988 amino acids. Lineage: Eukaryota; Viridiplantae; Streptophyta; Magnoliopsida; Malpighiales; Euphorbiaceae.
AAAAACAGCCUUGCGGGAGAUGCCAAAAGGCCUCCUUGCUCCCCUUAGCUUUUAAUUUUAUGAUCAUUUUUUUGAUUUUUAUUAAGAAAGAACCACUUUUUUAUUUUAUUUUUUAUUAAUUUUAGAGAAAUCAGUUGAAUCUUGAAUGUGGAUUCCGUCUUGUUCUUGUUCUGUUGUAAAUUUUUAAGCUUCCACGCAAUUUCCAGAUCGUGAUCGUAUCUGCUUGAUUCAGCAGGGAAAAAGGAGUUUGUAAUAGACAAUGGGGGUUAUUUCGAGACGGGUUUUGCCCGCCUGUGGCAGCCUGUGUUUCUUUUGUCCUUCGAUGAGGGCGAGAUCAAGACAGCCUGUUAAACGCUACAAGAAAUUUCUUGCUGAAAUCUUUCCUCGUAAUCAGGAGGCUGAACCAAACGAUAGGAAAAUUGGAAAGCUUUGUGAUUACGCUUCAAAGAAUCCAUUACGAAUUCCUAAGAUUACUGAGACAUUGGAGCAAAGAUUUUACAAGGAGUUGCGGCAUGAGAACUGUGGAUCUGUGAAAGUGGUUGCAUGCAUUUACAGGAAAUUGCAGUCCUCAUGUAAGGAGCAGAUGCCAUUGUUUGCCAGUAGUUUAUUGGGGAUAGUGCGGACACUUUUGGAAGAAACCAGGCAGGAUGAAAUGCGAAUUCUUGGUUGCAAUCUUCUUGUUGACUUUAUACAUAGUCAGACAGAUAGCACACACAUGUUCAACUUAGAAGGCCUCAUUCCUAAGCUUUGCCAGUUGGCUCAAGAAGUGGGUGAUGGUGAAAGGACUCUACGUUUACAUUCAGCUGGACUGCAAGCUUUAGCUUCCAUGGUGUCUUUCAUGGGUGAGCAUUCCCAUAUCUCAAUGGAGUUUGACAAUAUUAUAUCAGUCACUUUGGAGAACUACAUCGAUUCCCAGAAGAACCUAGAUAAUUCCAAGAGAGAUCAAUGGAUUCAGGGAGUGGUUAAUCCAGAAGACAAGGAUUCAUCAUUCCCAGAUAUUAGCAAGAAGGUUUCCUCGCAAAGCCAUAGUACCAAACUGGAGUUGGACCCCUCAAUGGAUACUUCUAGAAGUCCAUCUUACUGGUCUAGAGUCUGCUUACAUAACAUGGCUAGACUGGCAAAGGAAGCUACUACAGUACGGCGUGUGCUGGAACCUCUGUUCCUUAACUUUGAUGCUAACAAUCAUUGGCCCCUGGAAAAAGGUGUUGCCUACCCUGUGUUAAUAUAUUUGCAGUCGCUUUUGGAGGAAGCAGGAGAAAACUCACAUUUGCUGUUAGCUAACCUGGUCAAGCACUUGGAUCAUAGGAAUGUUGCCAAACAACCUCUUAUACAAAUUGAUAUUAUCAAUGUCACCACUCAGCUUGGACAAAGUGCAAAGCAAGAGGCCACAGUUUCCAUUGUUGGUGCAAUAUCUGACUUAAUUAAAAAUUUAAGGAAGUGCCUGCAAAAUUCAGCUGAAAUAUCUAAUGCUGGAAAUUGCAUUGAUAAGCAAAAUACUGAUCUUCAGUUUGCCAUAGAGAAAUGCAUCUUACAGCUAUCGAAUAAGGUGGGAGAUGUGGGUCCCAUACUUGAUAAAAUGGCUGUGUUUUUGGAGAAUAUUUCAACUACUACCCUUGUAGCUAGAACCACAGUAUCUGCUGUUUGUCAAACAGCACGGAUUCUUGCUUCAAUCCCUAACAUAUCAUAUAAGAAUAAGGCUUUUCCUGAUGCGCUGUUCCAUCAGUUGCUAAUUGCAAUGACCCAUCCAGAUCAUGAGACAAGAGUUGGAGCUCACAACGUCUUAUCUGUUGUGCUUAUGCCAUCCUUACUUUGUCUUUGGUCAGAUCAGAACAGUAAAACAUCAGAAGCUUUCUCUGAAUUUUUUGGUUCAUGGCGGAAGUCAAGGGGUAAAAGUUUCUCCUUUCAGGAUGAAGGGAAGGAUAAGGCAGAACCCAGGGAUGGAGGGUUGGGAGAGGGAAAAAGUCAGAUAUUGGAUGCUGAUGCUAAAAGAUUGAGAGAACGUGAUUCAAAUGAUCAUUCAAAUAGCUUCAAGGAUGCUAGCACACAUGGAAAAAGUAAGCAAACUUCUAUUAGAUUAAGUGGUCAUCAAGUCAGUCUUCUACUUUCAUCUAUAUGGAUCCAAGCAACAUCCCCAGAGAAUACGCUUUCAAAUUUUGAGGCUAUUGCGCACUCUUAUAACAUUGCUUUGCUGUUUACUCGAUCUAAGACUUCCAAUCACAUGGCUCUAGUUCGGUGUUUUCAGCUGGCAUUCUCUCUUAGGAGUUUCUCAGUGGAUCAAGACAGAGGUCUGCAACCGUCUCGCAGAAGGUCUCUCUUCACCUUGGCUUCAUACAUGCUUAUUUUCUCAGCAAAAGCAGGAAAACUUCCUGAGCUAAUUCCUUUAGUUAAAGCAUCUUUGACAGAAAAAACAGCUGAUCCUUAUCUUGAGUCUGUGGGCGACAUAAGGCUUGCAGAAUGUGACGCAGGGAAAAUAGUAUAUGGAUCAGAGGAAGAUGACGUUGCUGCAUUAAAAUCUCUCUCAGCGGUGGAACUAGAUGAUCAUCAUUUGAAGGAAACCGUGACAUCACAUUUCACAAGAAAAUUUGAAAAACUGACACAGGAUGAGUUAUCGGGAAUAAAGGCGCAGCUUCAUCAGGAUUUUUUUCCUGAUGAUGCAUACCCAUUGGGAGCUCCCUUGUUUAUGGACACGCCAAGGCCAAGUUCGCCUCUUGCCCAAAUGGAGUUUCAGGCUUUUGAAGAGAUCAUGCCUGCAGCUUCCACAGAUGACGAAAACCUCAUUGAAGCUAAUGGAAGUCAGUCAGAUCGCAAAACAUCACUUUCUACCAAUACACUAGACAUUUUAAGUGUUAAUGAACUGUUGGAAUCGGUCUUGGAAACUGCAAGGCAAGUUGCAAGCUCCCAGGUUUCAUCUACGCCUGUACCCUAUGACCAAAUGAAGAGUCAGUGCGAAGCUCUUGUCUCGGGCAAGCAACAAAAGAUGUCUAUGCUUCAUAGUUUCAAGAAUCAACAUGAAGCCAAGAUUUUUCCCACUGACACUGAAAAGAAAGGCACUUCAGAAUUGAAUGAGAUACUGGAGACUUCAGCAAGCCAAUCAAAGUCUAAUAACAACAAUCAAAGUAAAGCAACCGACCAGCUUGCCAUUUGCUCAGUCGAGUACGGACAAAAUUCCUUCAGGUUACCACCUUCGAGCCCCUAUGACAAAUUCUUGAAAGCAGCUGGAUGUUGAAGAUUCAUCAGUAAUUUACACCUAUCUCUGUCUAUAUUUUGUUCAUCUUCCAUUUCUUUUAUUUCUACGAGUUAUUUUCCACAUCUUCUUGCCUAUAUUCUUUUUCACGCAGAUUUUUAUUUUUUUCCCUAAUUUUAUUUUUACUAGCAUUAAUAGUAAAUUGUUAAUAAAGUUUGAUUAGAGGGGUCAGUUGUGCUGCCCAAAUGUAUAAUUGGGAGGGAUGAAGUGAGGUGAUCUUGUUUGGAAUUCGGGUUAUAGUCACACAAUUUUUAGGAAUUUUCGGCUGUUAAAUUUGUUGAUAGGUGUUCAUAUGAGUAUAAACAUGUACAACUUUGUAUCUAAAGAAGAAAACUUUUACUGGUUUGCUAUUA